This is a messenger RNA of Dioszegia hungarica, 753 nucleotides long. RefSeq lists its product as uncharacterized. The transcript is spliced from 6 exons. The record is from RefSeq and is a predicted model, not a curated record. Bases 1 to 753 code for a protein of 250 amino acids. NCBI's taxonomy places the organism in Eukaryota, Fungi, Basidiomycota, Tremellomycetes, Tremellales, Bulleribasidiaceae.
AUGACAACUUCGCUUGAUAACCUGAACAGCCGUGCCGCAGAUGAGGUGACACUCAAUGGGGAUGCAGCGGUUGACAUGAAGGCUGAGCUGGACGACGAGCGACGAGACGUGCCCGAGGGCUGGGUCAGAGCUUUCGAUAGGAAGUCUGGCCACCACUUCUACGCCCCCUCGAACGCGUCGGGCAAAGACGACAGUACCUGGACACACCCUUACGACUCUUCCACCUACCUCGCUUCUCUACCGGCGGACCAUCCUGCCAGUCCUAGGUCAUCCGCCGCUCAGGCAUUGAAGCAGAAGGCGGCGGAUGAGCAGGCCACUUCGACCUCCGGUGCGCCGAAGGAGGGGGGCUGGCUCAGCAAGCUCGGGAAAGCUAUCGGUGGGGAGGGACCCUCUGCCGAAGAGAAGCGGGCUAUCAAGGACGCCGAGGAGAACUUUGCCAAGCGCAUGGAAGCGCUCAUGAGUGGCGAUAUCACCGUCCUUGGUAUCAAGCAAAAGUACGCAGCAGACCCAUUCGCCUAUCCCGCGCCUACCGCCUCAUUCGACCGCAAGGCUGCCUCUGGUGUCGAGUAUGCCUAUGGGUAUCGAGGAGAGUAUCAGCGCAAGUAUACCCGCGAGCUCGGCUACGACCGGAUCGCCAAGCAGGCUGGCGGGUUGUCGGGCUACAUCGACGGGGUCUUGCAGGGUGCUGGGGUUCCUGUUGCUGGCUUCAACGCCAAGACGGGCUAUGGCUAUACCGGGGAGGUCAAGAAGUAG